CAACUUUCGAAAAGGCCGCUGACACUUCCUGUUUGUCCGACAGAGGCGGAGCUAGCACGGCCAUCUGCUGUGCCACCGCGAGACCGACCGACGGACCGAGGGACCGACGGACGGACGGACGGUAAGACAGGCUCCGCUUCCCGUUUUGCCGUUCAAAGUGCGGUAUUCUACACUUUGCCCGCUCGGCUGACAAUCAUGGAGGAUCCACAGACAGCGGGGCGGCUGCAGUGACGCGAACAUUCGCCAGCCAAGAUAUAAAUCUGCUUUUUCCAGCCGCGGUUGCCCCGUGAGUGAGCUUCGACCAUGGUGCAGGAGUACCAGUCCCCCGUUCGGGUCUACAAGCAUCCGUUUGAGUUGAUAAUGGCGGCCUAUGUGAGGAGAUUCCCAAAGUGCCCCUUGAUCCCAGUGUUUUUGGACAGUGAGAUCAUCAGUGAAAACCAAAGUGAGGAUGGAUCUACGCUGGUAACCAAGAGGCACUGUAUGAUCGACAUUGAUGCUCCACGACUUCUCAAAAGGAUGGCUGGUGUAGACUACCUGUACUUUAUCCAAAAGAACACUCUGAACCGCAAAGACCGGACGCUCCACAUUGAGGUCCGCAACGAGACCUUUUCCAACAGGGUCGUUGUCCAUGAAAUCUGCAGCUACACGGUUCACCCCGAGAGUGAGGACUGGACGUGCUUUGAACAGAAAGCUAGUCUGGAUAUCAAGUCUUUCUUCGGCUUUGAGAGCACGGCAGAGAAGAUAGCUAUGAAACAGUAUGCUGCCAGCAUUGAAAAGGGUAAAGAAAUUAUUGAGUACUACCUCAGGGAGCUGGAGGCAGAAGGAGUAACUUACAUACCGCGUUGGGUGCCCCCCGUUGUCUGUGGCGCUGCUAGCGCCGGGCUCCGGCUGUCACCUCCCUCUACUGCCAGGGCCAUCCCGGCGAACAGUUCCAAGGAUGGGCUCCCCAGCAAAGACUGGGCCUGUCCCACAGAGCUAGUGGCAGGCACACCCGAUGACAAGUUGGAUGCUGACUACAUCAGACGGUACCUGGGUUAUUUAACGCUCCUGCAGGAGAGCUGUCUUAUUCGACUGCGCCAGUGGCUCCAGGAAACCCACAAGGGCAAGAUUCCAAAAGAUCAGCAUGUGCUGCGCUUCCUGAGGGCCAGAGAUUUCAACCUCGACAAGGCCAGGGAGCUCUUGUGCCAGUCUCUUACUUGGAGGAAACAACAUCAGGUGGACUUCCUGUUAGACACGUGGGAGCGGCCACAACUGCUUCAGGAAUAUUACACCGGAGGCUGGCACCACCAUGACAGAGAGGGCCGUCCUCUGUAUAUCUUGCGUCUGGGCCAAAUGGACACUAAGGGUUUGGUACGAGCUUUGGGGGAGGAGGUGCUCCUAAGACAGGUCCUGUCCAUCAACGAGGAGGGACUGAGGCGUUGUGAGGAAAACACCAGAGUCUUCGGGCGACCUGUUAGCUGUUGGACUUGCCUGGUGGAUCUGGAGGGUCUUAACAUGCGUCACCUGUGGAGACCGGGCGUUAAGGCUCUGCUGAGAAUCAUUGAGAUGGUGGAGGCCAACUACCCCGAGACUCUGGGUCGCCUCCUCAUACUGAGGGCGCCUAGAGUUUUUCCAGUGCUCUGGACGCUGGUCAGCCCCUUGAUCGACGAGAACACUCGUAAGAAGUUUCUUGUUUAUGCUGGAAAUGACUACCAGGGUCCAGGAGGGUUGGUGGACUACAUUGACAGGCAGAUCAUCCCGGACUUCUUGGGAGGGGAUUGCAUGUGUGACAUUCCUGAGGGAGGCAUGGUCUCCAAAUCUCUGUACAGGACAGCAGAGGAACUGGAGAGUGAGGAGAACCGCUUGUUGACUGACUCCAUCUAUAAGAGUGCCAGUAUCUUCAAGGGAGCCCCGUAUGAGAUGCUGAUUGAGAUCACAGAGGCCUCCUCCGUCAUUACCUGGGACUUUGACGUGUCUAAAGGAGAUGUGAUCUUCAACAUCUACCAUUCCAAGAGGGCCCCUCAGCCUCCAAAGAAAGACACUCUCGGAGCCCAUGGCAUCACAUCCUUAGGGGCUGUCAGUGCCCAGCUAAUAGACAGGAGCUGGGUGAUGGGCCAGGACUAUAGCAUGGUGGAGAAAGCCCUCACUUGCAGGGAAGGAGAGAGUGUACAGGGCUCCCAUAUAACACGCUGGCCCGGCUUCUACAUCCUCCAGUGGCGUUUCCACAGCUCCCCAGCCUGCACCGCCUCCAGCUUGCCUCGUGUGGAUGAUGUGCUGGCCUCUCUGCAGGUCUCCUCCCACAAGUGUAAGAUCAUGUACUACACAGAGGUGCUGGCCUCCCAUGACUUCAGGGGAUCCAUGACCAGUCUGGAGUCUUGCCAUAGUGGUUUCUCACAGCUCAGUGCUGCCACUACUUCCUCUAGCCAGUCACACGCCAGCUCGAUCUCAAGGGAAUGAUGCAGCAGUUUUUCCUGUGCCUGCGAUGACUGACUUGUUAGGUUUUGUUUGUAUUAUAUUCGUGUACAGUAUAACAAAUACAAAUGUGCAGUGCAAAUGUGAAAUAUAUAAUUUGUAGUUAGAUACGUGUCCAUAAAGAUGGCAUUACAGAAGAAUAUCUGAAAUGUAUCUGCUGGAUAACUAAAUUCAAAAGCCCAAUAAAAAACAGUUUUUAGAUAAGAUUAGAUGGAAUAGAGAUUAAAGGUAAAAGAGUAUCUCUAUAUUGCACACAGCUUCUGUCCCUGAAGUUGCUUUCAUUGCCCACAAGAUGUCAGUGCACUCUGUGACUGGAACUGCUCUCAGAUCUGCAGUGUACGUAGCACAUGUGGUUUUACUCACACACUUGUCUGGUCUUCUAGGAAAUAGAAACGAGUCUUGUUGAAAUAAAGAAUUUAUCACACAAAUCAA
Molecule: messenger RNA, 2883 nt
Organism: Xiphias gladius (swordfish)
Lineage: Eukaryota; Metazoa; Chordata; Actinopteri; Istiophoriformes; Xiphiidae
Gene: sec14l1
Product: SEC14-like protein 1
Exons: 17
Coding region: 304-2436 (710 amino acids)
Biological process (GO): negative regulation of RIG-I signaling pathway
Cellular component (GO): cytoplasm; cytosol
Molecular function (GO): RIG-I binding
Source: RefSeq, a predicted model, not a curated record